AUGGACAAUGACCACAAAAUACAAAUCCUGGAAGUCUUGAGAGAAUCUUUGAAGAAAUUCCAUCAGCGUAAAGUGCUAAAGUGUGAAGAACCGUGGAGCGGCACUGUUCUUAUAGUGACUUUUGAGCUAAAGUUCCAGAAAGUUGAACAGCAAGGAGUGAAGAAUGAGAACAACUGUCAGUACAACAAGCCCAACAAGCCCAACAAGCCCAACAAGCCCAACAAGCCCAAUGAGCCCAACGAGCCCAACGAGCCCAACGAGCCCAACGAGCCCAACAAGCCCAACAAACGGUGGCCCAGGGCAUUGCACUCUGAUGCCAAUGCAGGCCUCAUGGGAACUAGCAGAGCUCCGGCUGUGUCACAGAACAGUCACCGCCCAAGAUGCCAACGCAUUCAGACUGUAGCCGAGAGGUCUGUCUGCUCCUGGGGAGGGAGCUCUUUCUACCCUCGGCAGAAGCAGCUAGCCUUCCUAAAUACCCCUAGGCAGGAAUUCCAGGGUUGCUUCCCACCUCGGGACCUCCCAGCUGAUACAGGCUUCAGGAGCACUACUAGAUCCCAAGCCCUCGCCUCUGGAACCGGAGCUGCAGGGAGCAAAAAGUCGAACUGCAAGAACACAGUGAGAGAAAUGGGCAUAUGCGUUAAGGCAAGGGAAGCUGGGGGAAGGGCGCACGCGAGAACCGAACAGGCACCGCACCAGGUAUGGGAUUUGGGACUGAUUCAGAUGGUCCACCGAGAUGGUCCACCGUGGCAGACUAUUUGCUUCAUGCUGGCUCUGAAAGGAGCUCUCUACCAGCUGCGGAUAGUUUGAAUCUGAGGACUCUGGAGAGGCAAUAAAUGCCAGAGCCCAGAGAGCAUGAAGGAAAGAACGAGGCUGCUCCUGCUUCCCUCUUGUUGCUCCUAGUUGCUGUUGUGGAAUAAGAAGUUGGAGAGCUGCUGAAAUAAGGAUUGGAUUGGCUCCAAGGAAUCUGAUGACCCUGAUCUGCAGGAAGCAGCUAAGAAAGAAAUGCACUCCCUCUCCUACUAACUGUUUGUCUCUCCUACCUGGUUUUGGGGUAAAGGAAGGGAUUGGUGUGGAGUACAGAAAAAAAUAUAAACACAAA
Messenger RNA from Meriones unguiculatus (Mongolian gerbil), 1099 nucleotides. RefSeq lists its product as uncharacterized. The coding region runs from base 1 to 807 and encodes 268 amino acids. Lineage: Eukaryota; Metazoa; Chordata; Mammalia; Rodentia; Muridae. The record is from RefSeq and is a predicted model, not a curated record. The transcript is spliced from 6 exons.